Messenger RNA from Syngnathoides biaculeatus (alligator pipefish), 1247 nucleotides. RefSeq lists its product as uncharacterized. NCBI's taxonomy places the organism in Eukaryota, Metazoa, Chordata, Actinopteri, Syngnathiformes, Syngnathidae. The record is from RefSeq and is a predicted model, not a curated record. Bases 42 to 686 code for a protein of 214 amino acids. The transcript is spliced from 3 exons.
CACAGGGCCCGACCAGAUUAAGGAAACCCCUUUCUACAUCUAUGACAGAUCAAUUUUAUCCCACGGUGCUGGAACGCACACGUAGUCUGGACAUGUUUUCAACCUCGCAGAAGGUGAAAAGUUCCGAAAACCUACACACGAAGAUUCCAAGUGGGGGAUGUCGAGAUCGGGCGCGAUUAUUUCCGUACCCAAAACAGGACAAAAAUGUGUGUUUUUACAAAAGUUCAGAUUCCAUAAACUCUGAUGUCUCCACACACUUGGAAGAAAAUGGCAACUCAGUAGCGACGGACAAGGUCAAACAGGAAGCUCCUAUGCUUGAACAAAAUCCUUUCUUCAAGUUGCGUCCGGCUUUGGCUCUCAAGCCAGAGGUUGAGAAGGAGAUCUGUGAAGCAAAAGCAAGAGAAGACGAGUUUCGGAGACAAAGACGCGAUCUCUACAGAGAGAACCGACAAAGUACAGAGGAGGUGGACAAGCUGCCAUACACACCAACUGUCACAACAGGUGUAAAGCAACAGUCUCGAGGUAAACUGGAGCGAGUUUGGCCACCUCCAUGCAAGAAAGAGCAUCUUAAAUCUGAACAGACUCAGGGGCCGAGUUUGCACAAACCAGGAAGUCAGCGGUCUCUUCUGUGGCAACGCUGGGAGUUUGGUCGGAUCAAUGGGCAGCCGGCACCAGAGAAGGACUGACACUUGACAAUCCUCCGAACAGAUCAAAUAAUGUUAAAAAAAAAUCAAAGGGUGACAUCAUUAGUAUUUGUAGUUAGUUCCGAAUUAAAUAAUGCUGUUCUAGACCUGUUUCAUACGUUUUGUAUUAAUCAACUCUAGUCCUAUUAAAUACCAAUGCACAGUUGUGGAUCUUCAUAUUAUUUAAUUUUUUUUUGGUCACAGUUUACUAGUUCACCAUUGCAUUACGUGAAUGAAUCCAAUCACAUGAAACUAAUUUUGUGAUGACUUAUGAGUGUUCAAACCCCAAAGCAGACUAAGAAAAUUGUAGAAAAUCUGUAUUUUAAUGAAAUAACAAAUACAAAUCACAAAAAAAUGCUUCUGAAAAGUACUAGGGAAAGGAACAAAUACAGUAUUUGCAUGGGUUUUUAACCAAGCUCAAAAUUAAUACGCAAGUCAUUUUCUAAAUAAAAGUUUUGUUUAUUUUGACGUAAUUGUACCUAAAUACUUUGGUGUUUAACAUACAUAAAUCUCAAACUACUUAUUGUACCAUAGAGCGACUUUCUAACAUGGACUCAGCAUAAA